This is a messenger RNA of Zingiber officinale, 1427 nucleotides long. RefSeq lists its product as uncharacterized. Bases 246 to 1097 code for a protein of 283 amino acids. The transcript has 4 exons. Lineage: Eukaryota; Viridiplantae; Streptophyta; Magnoliopsida; Zingiberales; Zingiberaceae. The record is from RefSeq and is a predicted model, not a curated record.
UUGGAUCGGAAGCUUACAAGUCUUCGUCGCGAUUCAGGCGGCUCCAGCUCCUCGUCUUCGUUCGCACUUCAACAGAUUUCUUCCUCGAUCCAUCUUCGAGAAUUAGAGAUCGAUUCAUCUGUGUUCUUCUCGUCCUUCGAUUGGAUUCGGCAUCUCGUAGAUUCGAUCUGCAGUUAGACUGUGUGAUGUUUCCCAUCCUCGAGACUAUAUCUUUUUGCUCUUUUAAGAGAUUUUGAUCGGAGGGCAUGGGAAGGUUUAGAUCUUUGUCUGCGAUUCUGUCACUGUACUUUCUUUUGUUGGCAUCCGUCGCUUCAUCUCGUGUUCUAAUGAGCGAUUCGAAGGAUACGCCAUCGUCGACUCCGACUCCGGUUUCUCCUCGACCGGCCGAGAUACCUCCUCCAAACCCUAACAAUACUCUUGGGGUCAAGGAACUGAACGAGACUUGUGAUUCUUCACAUGUUCGCUGUCAUGGAAGUUUAACUGUUUGUCUUCUCUAUUCUGAAAAAGAUUCCAAAAAUUAUUCCCUUGUAGUUCAAAAUAUUGGAGAUGACACUUCUAAUGUGAAAAUUAUUGGAAAUCCUGCUUUUCCUAUUACUAUUGAUAACAUUACUCUGGCCAAAAAUAUUUCCAAGAAGAUAGCUCUUCCAUUUGAUGCUUCGAAUGUCAUGGAAAUUUUCAUAUAUUCAGGAAGCGAUAAUUGCAGUAUUCAAAUUGGAGCUCCUGAUUCUGACUGGAAUAUCUUACAGCAGUUACUGUCGACUUAUGACAUACACCUGACCCCAAUUUAUGGUCUUUACCUUUUGGGUUUUACUGUGGUUGCUUCUGGAGCAACAUGGGCUUGUUGCCGAUAUAGGAAGAGAAGAAACACAGACAGUUCUGGAAUCCCAUAUCAGCAGAUUGAGAUGAGUGAUCAGCCGCAGUCCACUGUAACGAUUGACUCCAAUGCUAUCGAUGGAUGGGAUGAUUGGGACGACAAUUGGGACGAUGAAGCUGCUACAAGGCCUGCAGAAAAACACACAUCUACAAGUGUUUCAUCAAAUGGCCUCACUUCAAGGACACCGAAGAAAGACGGAUGGGAUUCUGCUUGGGAUGACUAACUUUCAGUAAGUUUCACCUCUUGAAGAACAGCAGUACCAUCACAUGGAAUUUGCAUGAACAUUUGUGCUAAAGCUUCUGUUAUAGUCCAGGUAAUUUCAUGGAGAAGACGAAGUGUCUGCGAUAUUUUUGUACACUAGAUUCAGUUGGCAUUUCAUAUAUUCCGUUGGUUUUGUAUCAUCAAUUAGACCAUUAAACACUAUUGUAAAAGUUUUUCUUUAACUUGCCUCUUUUUGAACUGUUCAAACUGUUCGGCCAAUUGGUGGCUCGGUCCAAGAAUUUAACAUAAAUAACUUUUGUGUGUGUAAAAAUUACGAAAUCCAUUGGUCCAA